Alternaria ethzedia is the source of this 858-nucleotide messenger RNA. RefSeq lists its product as uncharacterized. The record is from RefSeq and is a predicted model, not a curated record. The transcript is spliced from 3 exons. Bases 1 to 858 code for a protein of 285 amino acids. NCBI's taxonomy places the organism in Eukaryota, Fungi, Ascomycota, Dothideomycetes, Pleosporales, Pleosporaceae.
AUGGCGCUGUCCUUGUUGCCGAAUGCGAAAGCUGCGACUAGUUCUACAAAGGCGAGUAAGGAGAAGAGCACACGCGGUGCGCGAUCCGGACACGGGGCGCCACGCAGUCGAAAAGGCCAGACCAAGAAUCGUCCACUGCCCAAGAAAGCAGCGCCGUCCGUAUUGCCGAAGGAAAAGAAGACCGCUGGCUUCCGGACUAAUGGCCAGCUUCGUAUCACGCCGACCUCUCUGAAAUCGCGAGUAACUCUCGAUAAUCUUGCUGAGGGUACGCAAGCCGCGCCCAUCUGCAUGGACGACGACGGUGAUGAUGACAUCGGGAUCGCCCAACAUCAAAAGAGCUCGGUUUCGGUCAACAAGAGCGCAAAGAGUCAACAGAGUCUCGUGAGAGCGUUCACGCCCCUCUCGAUGAACGACCAAGAUCGCGAAACCGACGUUCCGUUUCCUUCCACACCUACACCCGCAGGUGUCCAGCUGAACGAAGACGUGCCUUCCGGCUCUUCGCGCAGCAGCAGCCCCGUCGAGAUUACCAGCGAAGAUGAUGAGCAAGCCUCGGACACGGAGCCUUCUUCCCCCAUCGAUGGGUAUAAGUCUCCGCGGAGAAGGUGCUUGGUGAAAUCAGGGCGCUACCGUGCUUUUCGGACGGGUCUGUACACGUUCGCGAUCACGAACCCAAAGGCUCAAGAAAUACCGUUUGACAAAGUGUUAAAGAUCAUCAACGGCCAGCUCCCAGUCGAAAAGCAGUUCUCUCUUCUGGAAGCAAAGCAGGUCCUCAAAUAUAUGAGAGAAAAGUUGUUCGACUCGCUGUGCGCCGAUCGGGUAGUGGGCGUGAACCUGGAGGGGAUCAAGUUGUAUGCGUAA